UGCACCGGUGUUCGCAAUUUGUUCGCCCUAUGUAACAUGCCAAUUGAGUGAAGUUGCAUUCUGCACAUUAGCCCUUUUUCAGCCAGGAGGAAUCUACAAGCACAGAUAUCAGACAACAGUAUGAAUUAAUGAAAUCCAAAACGGUUACUUGUACAGUCUGUCAUACCGGAGAUUUGAGUCAGAGGAGCAGUAUUGGUACUGUAGCCUUUCUCUGCAUACACCUGCCGCGUGUCGCUGCAACUCUUCCCCGCUGACACGGGCCGCGAAGUCCACGACAGGGCAGCGAGCGUGGAGAGGACGAACAGCGGGACAUUGAGAAAAGAGAGUCGGAAAUCCAUUUUCGAAGCGGAACAGAACGAGUGAAGUGCGUGUUCUGGAUAAAUGAACGGUCAACGUGACCAAAGAAGAAAAAAAACAGCCCCCGGGCGAUUCAGUGCAUAGGCCUACAAUAAAAAAAAUAAACUAAAUAAUCUCAAAGAGCGAUUAGGCUAUCUAUCCCAUGUGGCCCAAAACCGAGACGCUUAUCUUUCUAUUUGUCUGGAUUUUAGGCUACAUGAGCAGAUCGGCAGUAUGCCUUUACUGAUGGAGUUACAAUGCGUAUAGAUGUGGGUAGAGUAUGAAUGGGGCAUUCCCGUCCCCCAGUCUCUCUCAUCUCUCUCAGGCUGCCAGCCUAUCAAUCGCCGAACAAUGGACCGUGCAGUAGGCUGGACCAGCCCGCCGAGCAGGAACAUGGAGUCAAUUCGGGAAUCAGAUGGUGACAGUUUGGGCGAGAUGGAAAGCAGCACUAGCGAUCCUGACAGUGAGUUUGAGGCCCAGUUUGAAUCUGGGCGGCAGAGAAAGCGGCCUGUUCCUGUCCCUGUGUCCGUGCCCAAACAGCCCCUCAAGAAAUUGAGGCGCAGAGCCUCGGUGACACCCAUAUCAAGCACCAGUCCCUCCCAAGGGACACCAGAACAGGCCUCUCUUCCCGGGCCUGUGAGGAUUUGGAAGAAGGCCCCGGCAAUCCGUGCGGAGGACAUCUAUGCAGCCAUCCGCUCCAGAAAGAGUGCCACAGUGACUAUUGUGGAUGAGUGGAUUGACAGCUACAAGCAGGACCGGGAGGCGGGGCUUCUCGUGUUCGUCAACUUCAUCACUCAGUGCUGCGGCUGCAAAGGGGUGGUGACCAGAGAGAUGUUUGACAAGAUGCAGCAUGCUGAAAUCAUCAACGUGCUGACCAAGGAUUUUAGUGAGGAGUCGGUCCACUACCCUCUGAGCUCCCUGGGGCCCCAGUGGAAGCGCUUCCGGACUGGACUGUGUGAGCUGAUGCAGGUGCUGGUGUUCUCCUGCCAGAACAGCCUCCUGUACGACGACUACCUCUUCAGCUCCCUGCUGGACCUGCUCACCGGCCUCUCGGACUCCCAGGUCCGCGCCUUCAGGCACACAAGCACCCUUCUGGCCAUGAAGAUGAUCAGCGCGGUGGUGCAGGUGGGGGUGUCGGUCGCCACUCAGCUGCAGACCGCACAGCGGCGCUACGAUGCGGAGAGCAGCAAGUCGCCCCAGGACCAGGCCACCCAGAGGCUGGAGGAGCUCCAGGCAGCCAUCAAGGAGCUGCUGGAACACAGAGAGGACGUGAGGUCGCUGAUCAACGCGGCGAUGCGGGGGGUGUUUGUGCAUCGCUACCGCGACUGCGUGCCGGACAUCCGGGCCGUGUGCAUCCAGGAGCUGGGCCUGUGGCUGAGGACCGACCCAGAGAGCUUCCUCAAGGACGGCUACCUCAAGUACCUGGGCUGGACCCUGUUCGAUAAGCAAAGUGUGGUGCGUCUGCAGUGUGUGCGUGCCCUGCAGGCCCUGUAUCAGGAGAGAGACUUCCUGGGACGCCUUGAGUUCUUCACAAACAGAUUCAAAGAAAGGAUGCUGACCAUGGUGUUUGACAAGGAGCCAGACGUAGCCGCGGAAGCGGUUAACUUGCUGUUGUUGAUCCAGCAGUUUUCAGAAGAAGGCUUGCAGGAGGAGGAAUGUGCGCAUGUGUACACUCUGGUGUUUGCUGCACACCGAGGCCUAGCUGCCGCUGCUGGAUGUUUCCUUUACCACAAGCUGAAGACUCUGGUGGUCCGUGAAGAGCAGGCCAAAGCGAUGAGUCCUAGGGAAGCCUUCUUCAACGUUCUCAUCACCUUCUUCCUGCAGAGCGAGUGCCAUGACCACGGCGCCUACCUGGUGGACAGUCUGUGGACCGUGGCCGGCUUGGAGCUCCGGGACUGGGAGACGAUGACGUCUCUUCUGCUUCAGGAUUGUGAGCAUGGACAGGGCCUGUCGAACCAGGAGGAAGGCGCCCUUCUGGAGCUCCUGCUGUGUACCGUCAGAAGGGCAGCCCAGGCCGUCCCCCCUGUGGGGAGGGUGCAGGGCAAGAGGAUGCUGAGUAUGAAAGACAAGAAGAUCCAGAUUCAGGACAAGAGACGACUCUCCUCUCACUUCAUGCCUCUGAUGCCUCAGCUGCUGGCCAAGUACUCUGCGGAUGUGGACCACGUGAGCCUCCUUCUGCAGAUUCCCCUCUACUUUGACCUGGAGACGUACAGCAGUGCAAAGAAGCUGGAGAAGUACCUGGACCUCCUGCUGAUCCAGCUGUGCUCCGUCGUGGAGAAGCACACCGACAGCAGCGUGCUGGAGGCGUGUGCGUGUCUGGCCAGCGCCCUCUGCUCGGACGCAUACACCUUCUCCGCCCGCGCCGACCGGGCUUUCAGCCAGCUGCUGGACCUGUUGGCCGAGUGCUUCAACAGCUACUUUGAUGAGGUUCUGCAGGGGACAGCUGAUGAAGAAGACGUGUACAGCGCAUCCAUGGCAUUGAAGAGGAUCGCAGCCUUCAGCAGUGCCCGGGACUUAAAGAGCUGUGAGCUGUUUGAACCCUGCAUGCAGCUGCUGAAGAGUGGGGUAGAAUCCCCGAUCUUUGAGAAGGAGCUCAUGGUUCCUGCUCUGAAGUACGUUUCGUUCCAGCUGAUGUGGGACAAAGUCAGGGUGUUGAGCUCCACACCCACUGAGGCGGAGGUGCUGCGCCUGAAGCAGGCAGUGCGGUCCUUCUGCAGCGUGAGUCAGAGAUGUCUGUCGUCGGGCCAGGCUGAGAUCAGAGACCAGGCCUUCGAUCUGCUGUGUGACCUGCUGCUGGUGUACAGCGCCCGCUCUGUGCGCUCCCAGCCCGCCCUCCAAGCGCUGGCCCUGCCGCCCGCCGCCCCCCUGCGCUCCGAGAUGGCUGCCUACCUCAUCGACUUCAUCUUCACGGACGAUCCUCAGGACGUCCCCCCUGACGCGGAUGAGGAGCAAGAGAAGAAGAUGAUGGCCGCCCUCCAAAACAAGCGCAACCUGCUGGCGGGAUACUGCAAACUGGUGAUCUAUGGCGUGCUGGACCUCAGCGCCGCCACGGAUGUCUUCAAAAACUACUUCAAGUUUUACAGGGACUUUGGAGACAUCAUUAAAGAGACUCUGAGAAGGAGCCGUCAGAUCAGCACCGUGCAGAGUGCAAAGACCGUCUGCCUGUGUCUGCAACAGUUGUUCUCGGAGGUGGUGUCCACAGGCAGCAGUAAGGAGGAGCUGGGGAGGAUCAGAGACCUGGCCAAGAAGCUAUCUCUGAGCUUUGGCAUUGACCUGCUCAGGAUCCGCAAGGCUUUGGUCUGCCUGCACACGGAUGGCAUCCGCUUUGCCCUCCGGGGCCAUGAGGAGGUGCCGGGACAGCCACCCAACCUAAACUUCCUGGAGGUCCUCAGCGAGUUCAGCUUCAAACUCAUCCAUGAGGACCGCACCCAGCUGGUGGCCUUCCUGAAGGCACAGUGCCCCCGUGCUGCCCCCUGCUGGCCACUGGUCAGGAUGUACCAGCGCUCCUUAGAGGGGCGCGCCUCGGCCAGGCCUAGAGAGGAGGAGGAGGAGUCGCAGGUGGAAGGGGAGGUGGAGGGGGAGGAGUUGACGGCGUACAGGAGAGACAGCCUGAGAUCCCACUCCACCAGCUCCGUGGCUAAACGCAGGAGAACCAGCCAGCAGGGCACACGCACGCACGCAAGCACGCCACCCACACUAGAAACACACACUCUCCACCCCUCUCUGCUAGACCUGCUGUCCAGCCCCCAGCGAGGGGCGGGUCUGGACAGCAGCAGUAUCCAUAGCAACCUGCCCACGCCGCCCUUCAGCUCCACAGUGGUGGCGGGGAUCGAAGGGACGCGACCCACCUCCGAGGAGGAGGAGGAGGAGGAGGAGGAGGGCGUCCGCUCCACACCGCUGUCUGAGGAAGAGUUCUCCAGCAGGCCUUGGAUGCGUAAAGUGAGGAGUAAAGUGCGUCGCCCGUCCUCCUUCAGCCAUCCGAGCCCCGGCCCCCGGCAGUCUCCACCGGACCUGGAAGCGCACCUCACCCUGCUGUCUCUGAUAGAGGAGGACCAAUCGGAGGAGGAGCCUCAAAUUGAGGAAUUCGAUAGCUCGGACCCAGACUCCAGCUAUACACUGCCUUCAAACCGCCAAACCUCAUCCAAUGUCCUGGAUGAUCUGUUUGACUGAGUUCAACCAAUAACUCCUGCUGUCAGUUUAUAAGUUCCUAUACGUUUAAAGGGAUUGACAUACAUUGGGAGCACAUGAAACCAAUUUAAACAAUCGGUUCUUUACAUAAAAUGGACAUGAUGGACAUGUCAAAAGUCCAUCUGCAUCAUUUGUCAAGAGAAAUGGGGUUUGUUAAGAGAAGGCAGUUGGUAGAUAUUUUUGUUGUUUCCAAAAAUGCGAUUGGCUUAUUGUUAAAGUAAAAACAAAUAUUUGUUAAUUCAUGCCCUUGACAGGGCUUUUCCCCUGUGUUAUGUAUUGUUACAAGUUUUGGGGGUGAAAUGUUCUGUUUGGUUUGUGAUUUAAUUUGCACUAUGUUGAGUUUAACUAAACUAUCCAUCUUCUCAGUGGCAGGCAUUUUAUGUUUCUUGUUCAACUUCAUUUGCUGUCUUUUGAAGUCAUAUUCAAAUUGAUUAAAUAUUACUCAACCGUUCUGCCCUCUUAUUAAUGUAAG
Molecule: messenger RNA, 4996 nt
Organism: Gadus chalcogrammus (walleye pollock)
Lineage: Eukaryota; Metazoa; Chordata; Actinopteri; Gadiformes; Gadidae
Gene: stag3
Product: cohesin subunit SA-1
Exons: 32
Coding region: 604-4506 (1300 amino acids)
Biological process (GO): sister chromatid cohesion
Cellular component (GO): cohesin complex; chromatin; nucleus
Molecular function (GO): chromatin binding
Source: RefSeq, a predicted model, not a curated record